Sebastes umbrosus (honeycomb rockfish) is the source of this 1598-nucleotide messenger RNA. It is a transcript of the gene wdr45, whose product is annotated as WD repeat domain 45. Bases 256 to 1332 code for a protein of 358 amino acids. The record is from RefSeq and is a predicted model, not a curated record. Lineage: Eukaryota; Metazoa; Chordata; Actinopteri; Perciformes; Sebastidae. Gene Ontology annotation, cellular component: extrinsic component of membrane; cytosol; phagophore assembly site membrane. Gene Ontology annotation, biological process: protein localization to phagophore assembly site; protein lipidation; autophagy of mitochondrion. The transcript is spliced from 11 exons. Gene Ontology annotation, molecular function: phosphatidylinositol-3-phosphate binding; protein binding; phosphatidylinositol-3,5-bisphosphate binding.
ACAAAACCGGAAGCACGUGUCGGUUACGUCACUGUUGGAAAACCAAAACAACUCAGAUCUCAGCUGUUGUUGUUGUUGUUGUUGUUGUUGUUGUUGUUGUUGCUGUUGUUGUUGUUGUCUCACGCUGUUUGUCGACCUUUUAAAAGCCUCCGCGUCGUCUCGACUCUUCGUGUUCAUGCUCGUCCCGGUACCGGGGGUCCAACCGGAGCUCUAGUUCACCGGGAACUUCACGGUGACGGUAGUUCAGCAGCCAACAUGACUCAACAGAGAGGAGUCAAUAGCCUGCAGUUCAACCAGGACCACAGCUGUUUCUGCUGCGCUAUGGAGACGGGGGUCAGGAUUUACAACGUGGAGCCGCUGAUGGAGAAAGGCCACCUGGACCACGAGCAGGUGGGCAGCGUGGCCGCAUGCUCCAUGUUACAUCGAUCCAACCUGCUGGCCGUAGUUGGAGGAGGAGUCAACCCCAAAUUCUCAGAAAUAUCUGUGCUGGUCUGGGACGACGCUCGGGAGUGUCGGGACCCCAAAGAUAAGCUGGUUCUGGAGUUCACCUUCACCAAACCGGUUCUAGCUGUUCGCAUGAGGCACGACAAGAUCAUUAUCGUAUUAAAGAACAGGAUCUAUGUGUACAGUUUCCCAGAUAAUCCUGUCAAACUGUUUGAGUUUGACACCAGAGACAACCCCAAAGGUUUGUGUGAUUUAUGUCCCAGUCUGGAGAAGCAGCUGCUGGUGUUUCCGGGUCAUAAAUGCGGCAGCCUGCAGCUGGUGGACUUGUCCAACACCAAACCCGGCACGUCAUCGGCCCCUUUUACCAUCAACGCCCACCAGAGCGAGAUCGCCUGCGUGGCGCUGAACCAGCCCGGCAGCGUGGCGGCUUCGGCCUCUCGCAAAGGAACGCUCAUCCGCCUGUUUGACACGACGACCAGAGACAAGCUGGUAGAGCUGCGCAGAGGAACCGACCCGGCCACCCUCUACUGCAUCAACUUCAGCCACGACUCGUCGUUCCUGUGCGCCUCCAGCGAUAAAGGAACAGUUCACAUCUUCGCUCUCAAAGACACCAAACUCAACCGGCGCUCAGCGCUGGCGCGUGUCGGGAAGGUGGGCCCUGUGAUUGGUCAGUACGUGGACAGCCAGUGGUCGUUGGCCAGCUUCACCGUGCCGGCCGAGUGCGCCUGUAUCUGUGCUUUUGGAAAGAACACGUCCAAGAACGUCAACUCGGUCAUUGCCAUAUGUGUGGACGGGACCUUCCACAAGUACGUGUUCACCCCGGACGGGAACUGCAACCGAGAAGCCUUCGACGUGUAUCUGGACAUAUGUGACGACGACGACUUCUGAGGAGCGAUUAGAGGAGGACGAGGAAGAGGAGAGGAGGAGGAGGAAGAGGAAGAGGAGAGGAGGAGGAGGAGGAGACACGAAUGACUGGAGUUAAUGAUGAUUGUUGUGUUGAUGCUGAGGCCUGUUUUAUAAUGGUGUCUGUAAUCACGUAGCAGUGUGAAUAUAAAUACACUUCAACCUGAGAGGAGAAGAGAAGUUCUGUAUUUAUGAGGAGGUUACCUGUUCAAAUCAAACUGAAAUUAAAACUCAUUUUUGAUAAGAAAUCA